UGUGGUUUAAUAGUUGACAUAAUAUGACGAUGUUUUUUUUAUGCAGCGAUGAAACCAGGCUAUCGGUCCAUCAAGGCUGGGAAGGUGAAGGUCAACGUCAAGAGACACGUGACUCCACUGUCUUGGGAUGCAGCUUUGCGUGUGUGUCAGUCCGAAGGAGGGUCGCUGGUCAAGAUUGACACCAAAGAAAAGGAGACUGUAAUCAAGAAGAAACUUCAGAUUACAAGCCGUUCAAUCACUCCAGUUUAUCUUUGGAUGGGCCUCAGAUAUUUCAAGGAAAGGCACAGGUUUCUGUGGACAGACAAGAUGCCCUUAGAGUACGAUAACUGGGGCACCGGUGAACCAAGCCACACCUGGAAGGACAUCGCUGGCACUAUAUUCACGGAGGACUGUGUGGCACUGGCGGGUCAACUGUUUCGCGGCGUCUACUGGAAUGAUCGUUCAUGUAGUUUUAAAUGCGGCUUCAUAUGUGAAGUCCUUUGA
Molecule: messenger RNA, 483 nt
Organism: Haliotis rubra (blacklip abalone)
Lineage: Eukaryota; Metazoa; Mollusca; Gastropoda; Lepetellida; Haliotidae
Product: macrophage mannose receptor 1-like
Exons: 2
Coding region: 49-483 (144 amino acids)
Molecular function (GO): signaling receptor activity
Source: RefSeq, a predicted model, not a curated record